AUGGCCACCCCAACCAAAGUCACGAUCAUUGGGGCAACCGGGUUGAUCGGUCAAAUUAUCCUCAAGGCAUUGAGCUUCAAUGCGAGAAUCGCCGUUAGCGUCCUAUCCCGCCAAGAAUCAUCCGGCACGACUGAGUUUCCACCCGGCGUUACUGUCCAUAAAACCGACUUUUCGCCCUCCAGUCUCCAGUCACUCCUUCGUGGGCAAGAUGUGCUCAUCUCCGCAGUUGGUGGGACUGCCUUCACUGAACAAAAGAAGUUCGUUGAUGCUGCGAUCGAGGCAGGCGUGAAACGGUUUAUUCCCUCCGAGUUCUCGACCAGCAGCGAAGAUGAUGCCGUGAUCCAGCUACUCCCUCUAUUUCAACAGAAGAGAGAUAUUAUUGACUAUCUGAAAGAGAAAGAGAAAGGGGGGUUGAGCUGGACUGGAAUUGCUACUUCUGGGUUGUUCGACUGGGGACUUGCAUCUGGUUUCCUCGGCUUUGACAUCAAGACGAAGUCUGCAGUGAUCUGGGACGGUGGUGUCACAUCAUUCACCAUGACGAAUGAGGAACAGCUUGGAAAGGCUGUCUUAUCUGUCGUCUUACGGUCGGAGGAAACCAAAAACCGCUUUCUAUAUAUUGCGUCUGUUGAGACUACUCAGAACGAAGUCUUAAAGACAUUCGAAGAGGUCACCGGAUCACGGUGGGCAGUCACACAGACUACGACCCAGGAGCAGGUUGCUGAAGGACUCAAGAAGCUGAAUGCCGGUGAUUUUAGUGGCGCGCUCGCACUAGUCCGGGCGACUGCGUUUGGAAGUACUCCAAGCCUUAAGACCAACUACGUCAGGGAACAAAAGCUCGCCAUUGGAUUGCUGGGGCUGGAUAUGGAUGGUGUAAGGGAGACUAUUGAGCGAGUGGUUGGAGUAUAG
Aspergillus eucalypticola CBS 122712 is the source of this 906-nucleotide messenger RNA. Its product is annotated as aromatic alcohol reductase. NCBI's taxonomy places the organism in Eukaryota, Fungi, Ascomycota, Eurotiomycetes, Eurotiales, Aspergillaceae. The transcript is spliced from 3 exons. The record is from RefSeq and is a predicted model, not a curated record. Gene Ontology annotation, molecular function: oxidoreductase activity. The coding region runs from base 1 to 906 and encodes 301 amino acids.